GUUAAUUAUAAUAAUACACAUUUUCACUCAUUUAUAGGCAUUAACUAUUAGAUGUUAAAGUGUUUAUUAUCUAAAGCUAUGUCGCAAAGACCUAUCACAUCAUUCUUCAAACCUAACCAAUCAGUCAAAAGAAAAUUAAGUGAAACUCAAGCAAAUGGGGACUCAAGCGAUGAAUCGGCUAAACAACAGAAAACAUUGCAACAACAGUCCAAACAGUCCACUAUUAGCACUGUUUGUGAUUUGAGUGAAAUGAUUGCUAAACAAUCGGCUAAAACCAGUGCUCUCUCUCCUAAUAUUGGCCACACUUGGUUUAGGGCACUUCGAUCAGAGUUCUCCAAACCUUAUUUCCAACAAUUGAGCACAUUUUUGGAAUCGGAGCGCAAUUCGUCGACAAUUUAUCCUCCGAUCGAACAGGUCUUCUCGCUCACGGCUAGUCAUUUACCAAAUUAUAUCAACUUUUAUAAUAAUUUUAAUCUUUGUUUAGGUCUAGCAUUUAGUGUCCGAAAGGGAGUUGCGGCGCCCCCGAGUUUGCUUAAUAUGUUUAAAGAGCUUGAAUCUGAUAUCAAUGGCUUUAAGAAACCAAAUCACGGAGAUCUCACGGGUUGGGCCAAUCAGGGUGUACUUUUGUUGAACGCAUGCCUUACAGUUAAGGCACAUAACGCCAACUCUCAUUCAAAUAAGGGUUGGGAGCAGUUUACCGAUGCUGUCAUCAAAUGGCUUAACUCUAACCUCUCAGGCGUUGUAUUCCUGUUGUGGGGCUCUUACGCUCAAAAGAAGGGAAGCGUUAUAAACAAAAAAAAGCAUUUAGUGCUUCAAAGCGCACACCCGAGUCCUCUUUCUGCUUACAGAGGCUUUCUUGGAUGUAAACACUUCUCUUCAGCCAACGAUUACCUGAAGAAAAACGGUCACAAAGCCAUCGAUUGGAAUGAUUUGCCAUAAUUAGUGUUGAAAAUCAUUAUUAAAUUUACUUCAUUUGAAUCAAUAUUUUAAUAAUUAUUUUAAUUGAUAACG
This is a messenger RNA of Medioppia subpectinata, 1011 nucleotides long. Lineage: Eukaryota; Metazoa; Arthropoda; Arachnida; Sarcoptiformes; Oppiidae. The record is from the annotation of a GenBank genome assembly.